Messenger RNA from Magnolia sinica, 2221 nucleotides. RefSeq lists its product as uncharacterized. The coding region runs from base 1037 to 1357 and encodes 106 amino acids. The transcript is spliced from 5 exons. The record is from RefSeq and is a predicted model, not a curated record. Lineage: Eukaryota; Viridiplantae; Streptophyta; Magnoliopsida; Magnoliales; Magnoliaceae.
UGUCUCUUUCUGUCACUCUUUCGGAUUUCAUGAAUGCUAACUAUUUGAUGAAAUGGCUCAACAAGAUUUGAUUUUUUUUUUUUUCAGUGAAAAUGAGAAAUCUGGAUUCGUGAAUCUCGUGUCUCAUUAUCUAAGGUAGAACGAAUCGAACUCUUCCGAUUUCUCCAGAUCUUGCAAUUUCAUCACUUGAUUUUUCUGUCUUGUUAUAUGGUAGCGGAGAAGCACAACAUAUUGAUUGAAGUAAGACCCAGCUAUUCUAACAUAUGAAGUCAUCAUUACUUAUGAUAGCUUGGCAUCGACUCAUGAGGGUGAUCUCCUGGUUUCAUGUUUCUUGUAUUUAAUUGAAAUGUACACUAGCGGAAACAAAAUCUGGUGAGUGAAAAUGCAAUUUUUAGUUAUCAAUAGAAAAAGGAAAAUCUUUUAGUUCUCUAUUGCAUUAUUCUUCUGAUAUAGAUAAUUUGGUAGAAGUAUUUUGGGAAAUGCUGUGACAUGUUGAGAAUGCCAGUCCCCAGCUCCUUCGGCAGCUCUCUCUGUUGUUGUUGCUCUCCUGCCUUCACUGUAGUAAGUUUUCCCUGCAUUCAAAGCAAUGACCUUGUUAUAGUUGCAGCAUGAAGCUUUCGGCCAGGUGCAUGAAUGAUAAGGAUGCUGGAAAGGCCUAGAUUGGCUGAAGUUUUUGUUUUAUUGGCUGGGUUCUACUUGGGUGUCGGUGGGUAUCUGUGAUCGCCUAUGUUUCUUAUUUCUAAUCGGUUGUUUCGUAGGUCUUAGCUUUCUCUUCAAGUGUCCUGGUUGGCUUGCUUAAGGAUCAUAUGAUGUUUUUAGGGAUUCUGUGCUGGAUGUGUUCUUUCUCUGGGUCUUGGGGUGUUUAAAUAUUUUCAUAGCUUGCGGAUUUUUGUGGUUGGUUCAGCAUGGUUGUAUGGCUGGGGAGGCAAGUAGCCAUGCAUGCAAUUAAUAUAUAUGACAAGACAACUAUGGCUGUACUUCAAUCUUGAAAUCUGAUUCACUAGUCUUAGAAUGUAUUUACACAAUUUCCAGAACAAUGCCUUUUGGAAAUCUAAACAUCCAGGGCCCAGAAGAAGCUGUCGGCGAUCGGAUCGUGGGAGAACACAAAGAAGGCUUCUGUGGAAGCUCAGCUAAAAAAGAUAAGAGAUGGGCCAUGUUGCUGAAAAAACACCAGAUGAGUGAUACCGGGCAUGUGCCGAAGAAGAUCCUCAGGUGCUUUGGAGAUGAUUGUUGGGGUGAAUUGAAUCAUGACUCGGAGGUUUGCUUUUUUUCAUUUUAUAACUUUGUGUUCAAAUCUCUUAGAGAGCUUAAAUUCUUUACAAAGUUUCUGUCUUUGAUUACAUGUUCUAAGGAUUGAAACUGACUAUCCUAGUGAAAAAAUGAUGCUUGUAAGAAUGAAGCCGCUAUUCAAGUAACCUGGAAUACCAUUUGGUUUUGUGUUGGGAAUUUGAAUUAGAAGAGAGAAAUAUUCAGUGUUUCUAUUUUUUGAUUUUCCAAAAAGUUGUUUAUAUAUAGGGUGCAUUUGGUUGCACCAAAUAUAAUGAAAUUUCUUGAUGUUUUGCACUAAACUAGACUGAUUAAUAAUGAAAUAUUAUGAAAUUUCAUGAUAUUUAGUGCACCCAAAUACACCGUUACUGAUUUUUUGUUCUUCUAUGUAUUAGAAACCUUCUUAAAAUGAUACUAAAUGGGAUGUUUUGUUUUUAGGUUGACAGUGUAAAGAAGCAUGGGAUUCUACUAGAAGUAGUUUAGUUUCUGAUUGAUCUGAAACUUCAUGAGCUCUAGUAGUAAAUAACUUUUGCAUUCUUCAUGAGCUCUAGUAGUGUUUGAACUGCUGCUAUCCCAGAUUUUAUUUCAGUCUGCUGAAUCUGUAUUGCAGUGGGAAUCCUGUGCUGAUUCCAUUCCUAAUGGAGCGGACAGUACUAAUUGAGAAAUCUUUUCAUUGAUUGAGUAAAGAUCAUCCAUCGACCUUCAUUGAUUUGGAUGCAUAUCGCUUCUUAAUAGAUAAAUCCUAUCAGCAUGCAUUAAGCUUUUCAAGAACACUUUUUUUUUUUUUUUUAGAAUUCCAAUUGGUGGGGAGUUUCAGUUGUCAGGCUGGCUUCACUUGUUGAAUUUCGUUUUUUCUUUUUCCUGGUUAGGCUAUUGUCAGAUGUCAGUUGUAAUGUUGGUGCUUGACAUCACUGCUAUUCACUUUCAAACCAAUCGAAUAUAGGAACUCUCUCUC